AUGUCAGAUGUUCCUUUCUACAAGCGCUUGUAUCAUCUCUUCAAGUCAGAUAAACCUCAGACUGAGCAAACCCCGCGAACCGAGCAGGCUAAGCAGAAGCCGAAAUCAAAAGUAGUCGAUUAUGGCUUGCUGAAUCUCGCAGAAGGAGACAAUCCUAUCGUUGACAUCAUCGCUAUUCAUGGUCUUGACGGCCACCGAUUAGAUGCAUGGACAGAGACUGAAAGCAAGGCUAUGUGGCUCCGGGAAUUUCUGCCCGAGGACAUUCCUCGUGCACGAAUCUUGACAUAUGGGUACGAUGCCGACACUCGCAGCUCGGAAUUCACGUCGACAAAUACCAUUCAACGCCAUGCUAUGGGAUUUAUGCAAGCUGUUGAACGAGCUCGAAAGGGCGUCGAGCGCCGACCCAUCAUCUUUCUCGCACACAGUCUCGGUAUCAUCCUCAAACAGGCCCUCGUCCUUUGCCAAAUCCAACCCGAAGGCCGUCCACUACGCGGAAUACUCACGUCGACACAUGCAGUCCUCUUCUUUGGGACGCCGCAUUCGGGCUCUGAGGGUGUCCCGUUCCUUCAGGUCCUCAAUCAACUCCUAUCGGUCUACAUGCAGACCAAUAAUCGAGUCCUUCAACAUCUCAGAGAGAACUCUGAGGCACUCGAGAACAUACAGGCAACGUUUACCCAGGCAAGCGCUGGGCUUCACAUUGUAUACUUUUAUGAAGAGUACGCCACACCACUCAUUGGAGGCCAACGUCGAGUAAUUGUGCCACAUCAUUCGGCAGUCGUCUCAGGAGAUCCUAAUGCAUUGGAAGUCUCCCUCGCUGCAGAUCACGUGAAGAUGGUCAAAUAUCCAUCGAAAGAUGCCGUAAAUUACCAAACGGUGCUAUACUAUCUUCGAGAAGAGGUCGAGAGUGCAAAUGCGGCCGUAGAGAAGAAGUGGCGGCGCGUCGACGCUCAGCGCAGUGCAGCCCCAUGA
Serendipita indica DSM 11827 is the source of this 969-nucleotide messenger RNA. NCBI's taxonomy places the organism in Eukaryota, Fungi, Basidiomycota, Agaricomycetes, Sebacinales, Serendipitaceae. The record is from the annotation of a GenBank genome assembly.